Molecule: messenger RNA, 804 nt
Organism: Cyphellophora attinorum
Lineage: Eukaryota; Fungi; Ascomycota; Eurotiomycetes; Chaetothyriales; Cyphellophoraceae
Product: putative oxido
Exons: 1
Coding region: 1-804 (267 amino acids)
Cellular component (GO): cytosol
Molecular function (GO): oxidoreductase activity
Source: RefSeq, a predicted model, not a curated record
AUGGGUAAGCGCCUGUCCGGCAAGACCAUUCUAAUCACCGGCGCCUCCUCCGGGAUCGGCGAAGCGACAGCCAAAGAGUUCGCACGCACCUCACCCUCGUCCCUCAAGCUAAUCCUCACUGGUCGACGUACCGAGAACCUCAAGAAAGUCGCGGCCGCUAUCACGUCUGAAGUUGGCGAGGGUGUUAAGAUCCACCCUGCCACCUUGGACAUUUCAGAUCCGGAGGCCGUUAAGAACCUGAUCCCCUCGUUGCCGAAGGAGUUCCAGGAUAUUGAUGUGCUGGUGAACAAUGCGGGGCUGGUCAAGGGAAAGGACAAGGUUGGGGACAUCAGUGGGGAGGAUAUGAAGGUCAUGUUCGAUACGAACGUCACAGGUCUGAUCAAUAUGACACAAGCGGUGCUGCCGAUCUACCAGGCACGCGGUUCAGAUGGAGGCUCUGGGGACAUCAUCAAUAUCGGCUCAAUCGCAGGCCGUGAGGGCUAUCCAGGCGGCUCCAUCUACUGCGCUACCAAGGCCGCUGUCCGCACAUUUACACAGUCUCUGAUCAAGGAGCUGAUCGCGACAAGAAUAAGGGUAAUGGAGAUCGAUCCUGGGCAGGUUGAGACCGAGUUCAGCGUGGUCCGAUUUUAUGGGGACAAGAGCAAAGCCGACAACGAAUACAAGGGCGUGGAGCCGUUGACAGGUGAGGACAUUGCGGAGGUGGUAGUGUUUGCGGCGGGCCGAAGGGAGAAUGUAGUGCUGGCGGAUACGUUGAUUUUCCCGAAUCACCAGGCUACUGCGAUGGUGAUGCACAGGAAGAGUUGA